This is a messenger RNA of Coffea eugenioides, 4480 nucleotides long. Its product is annotated as phytochrome B. The record is from RefSeq and is a predicted model, not a curated record. Gene Ontology annotation, molecular function: protein homodimerization activity; phosphorelay sensor kinase activity; photoreceptor activity. Lineage: Eukaryota; Viridiplantae; Streptophyta; Magnoliopsida; Gentianales; Rubiaceae. Gene Ontology annotation, cellular component: nucleus. Gene Ontology annotation, biological process: protein-tetrapyrrole linkage; detection of visible light; red, far-red light phototransduction. The coding region runs from base 411 to 3821 and encodes 1136 amino acids. The transcript is spliced from 4 exons.
GUAGGACUGACUCAGUUCCCAGCUCCCAAAUUCAGCUCUCUUCUUUUACCUCAUUCAAUAUGAAUCAAAUGAAAAAUCAGUCCAAGCUAACUUUCUAGCUUCUCCCUCCCCGAUUGGAAAAAAGAAAAGAAGGGGAUUCAAGAAAUUAGAAUCCGCCCCAGAAUUAACAGGAGGGACGAGGAAAAAACAGAGUGAAGGAAAAAGGUUCUUUCUUUUUUAAAGUUCAAGACAAGAAGAAACCCUAUACAUCUGCUGCGAAAUUUCUUGACACUCCCAGAAAUUUUACCCAAUCGGGUUCUCUUAUUAACUCCAUGUCUGUCCUAAUUCAGCUUAAAAAUCCAAACUUGUAACACACACUCAAGGUGAGCUUGUCCUUUCCUUCUUCUUCUUCUUCUUCUUCUUCAACACAGAUGGCCUCAGGGGGAAGCAGAGCAUCAAGCAGUCUUCAUCAUCACCAUUCUAAAGGUAGAGGUCAAGCUCAAUCUUCAGGGACAAGCCAAAAUGUAAACUACAGGGAGUCAGUCAGCAAGGCUGUGGCUCAGUACACCGUGGAUGCUAAGCUACAUGCUGUAUUUGAGCAGUCUGGUGAGUCUGGCAAGUCCUUUGAUUACUCUCAGUCCGUUAGAAACACCACACACUCUGUUCCCGAGCAACAAAUCACUGCAUAUUUGUCUAAAAUCCAGAGGGGUGGUCAUAUUCAACCCUUUGGUUGUAUGAUAGCCGUAGACGAGGCUUCGUUCAGUGUCAUUGCUUAUAGCGAAAAUGCGCGUGAAAUGCUUGGUUUAACUCCUCAAUCAGUCCCUAGCCUCGAAAGGCCUGAGAUCCUCACAAUUGGGACUGAUGUAAGGACCGUUUUCACCCCUUCCAGCUCUGUUUUGCUCGAAAGGGCAUUCGGGGCGCGAGAAAUCACUUUGUUAAAUCCGAUUUGGAUUCAUUCAAAGAAUUCUGGGAAGCCCUUUUAUGGAAUUCUGCAUAGGAUUGAUGUUGGGAUUGUAAUUGACUUGGAGCCUGCUAGGACUGAGGAUCCUGCUUUAUCAAUUGCUGGGGCUGUUCAGUCUCAGAAACUAGCUGUGAGGGCGAUUUCACAUUUGCAAUCACUCCCCGGUGGAGAUAUUAAGCUUUUGUGUGAUACUGUGGUUGAAAGUGUGAGGGAGCUUACGGGCUAUGACAGGGUAAUGGUGUAUAAAUUUCAUGAGGAUGAGCAUGGUGAGGUUGUGGCUGAGAGCAAAAGGUCGGAUUUGGAUCCUUAUAUCGGGUUGCAUUAUCCAGCCACCGACAUUCCUCAGGCAUCAAGGUUUUUGUUUAAGCAGAAUAGGGUUAGGAUGAUCGUGGAUUGUCAUGCUACUUCCGUUCAGGUGCUGCAGGAUGAAUCACUCAUGCAGCCUCUAUGUUUAGUUGGUUCAACACUUCGAGCUCCUCAUGAUUGCCAUGCCCAGUACAUGGCUAAUAUGGGGUCAAUUGCCUCAUUAACUCUUGCAGUCAUCAUUAAUGGAAAUGAGGAGGAUAGUGUUGGGGGCCGGAAUUCCAUGAGACUUUGGGGCUUGGUUGUUGGUCACCACACUUCUGCUCGUUGUAUUCCUUUCCCUCUGCGUUAUGCCUGUGAGUUCCUAAUGCAAGCCUUUGGGCUCCAAUUGAACAUGGAGUUACAAUUGGCUUCACAGUUGUCUGAGAAACAUGUUUUGAGGACACAAACACUUUUGUGUGAUAUGAUUCUUCGAGAUUCUCCAACUGGGAUUGUUACACAGAGCCCCAGCAUUAUGGACCUCGUGAAAUGUGAUGGUGCUGCUCUGUACUACCGGGGAAAGUGCUACCCACUGGGCGUGACACCUACUCAAGCCCAGAUAAAGGAUAUUGUUGAAUGGUUGUUGGCUUACCAUGGGGACUCAACAGGAUUGAGUACUGAUAGUUUGGCUGAUGCAGGGUACCCUGGGGCAGCCUCUCUUGGUGACGCUGUUUGUGGGAUGGCUGUUGCUUAUAUUACUUCAAGAGAUUUCUUGUUCUGGUUUCGCUCCCACACUGCCAAAGAGAUAAAGUGGGGUGGUGCAAAGCAUCAUCCAGAGGACAAAGAUGAUGGGCAGAGGAUGCAUCCACGUUCUUCUUUCAAAGCAUUUCUGGAAGUAGUCAAAAGCCGUAGUUUGCCAUGGGAGACUGCUGAAAUGGAUGCAAUUCAUUCCUUGCAGCUUAUACUACGAGAUUCAUUCAGGGAUGCUGAUGGAAGCAAUACAAAGGCUGUUGUUCAGAAUCAGAUUGUGGAUAAUGAGUUUCAAGGGAUGGAUGAACUCAGUUCUGUUGCCAGGGAAAUGGUUAGAUUGAUAGAGACUGCAACAGCACCAAUAUUUGCUGUAGAUGUUGAAGGCCGUAUAAAUGGGUGGAAUGCAAAGGUUGCUGAAUUGACAGGCAUGCCUGUUGAAGAAGCUAUGGGGAAGUCCUUAGUUCGUGAUAUUGUUAAAAAAGAAUCAGCAGAAACUACUGAAAAGCUUUUGCUUCAUGCUUUGAGAGGUGAAGAAGAUAAGAAUGUUGAGAUAAAGCUGAGGACAUUUGGAGCUGAAGAAAAUAAGAAAACUGUAUUUGUGGUGGUCAAUGCUUGCACUAGCAAGGAUUACACAAAUAACAUAGUUGGGGUUUGUUUUGUUGGUCAGGAUGUUACUGGCCAGAAGGUGGUCAUGGACAAAUUUAUUCACAUCCAAGGUGAUUACAAGGCCAUUGUACACAGUCUAAACCCACUAAUCCCACCUAUAUUUGCUUCCGAUGAGAACACCUGCUGUUCUGAAUGGAACACUGCUAUGGAAAAGCUCACUGGAUGGAGCAGAGGGGAAGUCAUGGGGAAGAUGUUAGUAGGGGAGAUUUUUGGGAGUUGUUGUCGGCUGAAAGGUGCAGAUGCUAUGACUAAGUUCAUGAUUGCUUUGCAUAAUGCAAUUGGAGGCCAGGAUACUGACAAGUUCCCAUUCUCUUUUUUUGACCGAAGUGGGAAAUAUGUGCAAGCUCUCCUGACUGCUAAUAAGAGGGUCAAUAUGGAUUGCCAGAUUAUUGGAGCUUUUUGUUUUGUUCAGAUUGCAAGUCCUGAAUUGCAGCAGGCCUUGAAACUCCAAAGGCAACAGGAAAAGAAGUGCUUUUCAAGGAUGAAAGAGUUAGCUUACAUAUGUCAAGAAAUAAAGAAUCCAUUAAGUGGUAUACGCUUUACUAAUUCACUCUUGGAAGCUACAGAUUUAACGGACGACCAAAAGCAAUUUAUUGAGACAAGUUCUGCUUGUGAGAAGCAGAUGUCAAUGAUAGUAAGGGACGUUAAUUUGGAUAACCUUGAGGAUGGGUCAUUGGAACUUGAGAAGUCAGAAUUCUUACUCGGGAGUGUAAUAGAUGCUGUUGUUAGCCAAGUAAUGUUGUUGCUGAGGGAAAGAGGUCUACAACUGAUCCGGGACAUUCCAGAGGAAAUAAAAACCCUGGCUGUUUAUGGUGAUCAAGCAAGAGUUCAGCAGGUCUUAGCAGAUUUUUUGUUAAAUAUGGUGCGUUAUGCACCCUCUUCUGGCGGUUGGGUGGAAAUUCAACUAAAACCAAGUUUGAAGCAAAUUUCUAUUGGGAUAAACAUUUUGCACAUCGAAUUUAGGAUUGUCUGCCCCGGCGAAGGUCUUCCUCCUGAACUUGUUCAAGACAUGUUCCAUAGCAGUCGAUGGGUGACCCAAGAGGGGCUGGGCCUGAGCAUGUGCAGGAAAAUUUUGAAGCUUAUGGAUGGAGAAGUUCAAUAUAUUAGAGAGUCUGAAAGAAGUUAUUUCUUGAUUACACUUGAACUGCCCAUGCAGCGGAGAGGUUCAAAAAGUGUGGCUUAGUCUAUUAACGGAUUGGAUACAAACCAACUCUCUGGUUCUAGAAGCAAAGCUAGUGCUAAAUCUCCAGUGUUUACUUGGAAGUUAAUGCUUUCCUUGGCAAUCAAAAGAAGCUUUAUUUUGUGGGUACUGAAAUCCAAUGUCAGGAUCUGCGGCAUUUCAGCUAUUUGGCCUGUUAUCGUGCCAUUGGUGCCCAUGCUUGACUGUUGCUGUUUGCCAACCUUGAUCAAGAAUUGUGACCCCAGUAUUCACAUGGAGCUGGAAGAUUUCUUGAAAUGUGACAGGGAUACGUUUACUAAUGACUCGUCAAGUUCCCUUCCCGACUGUGUACUGCAUGCAAGUAUACAUGGGGCCAAAAGGUCAAAGCAGGUGUUUGUAGUUCUUGGCUUAAAGAUAACCCUGGUGAUACGGUUCUAACAAUAAGCUUGUAUUGAGAAGUAUAUAUAGCCUGUAUAGAUACGGUUCUAACAGUAAGCUUGUAUUGAGAAGUAUAUAUAGCUGGUAUUGUUAAAACUGAGUAUAGAUCGUCACAGGUCUUAGGGUAUCCACAUGUGCAGCAGUUUUACACUUUUACUUUAUGGGGUGCUUGAAAGUUUUGAUCGUCUUCUUGUCUUGCUACUUUCUUUCAGGCUGUAUGAUAGCAUCAUUGGUCUAUUUCCUGA